UUUUUAUCAGUACCGAUAAAAUAGAUGUUGGAUUUCCGAAUAUUCCGUCUUUGGAAAAAAUAGCUAUGUGCAAUUAAUCACGUGAAGGAAUGAAAUUAGGUUUUCCUACAUCUGAUACAAUUUUUUUGUCUAACGACUGUGGUUUUCUUGAAAAUCAGAUGGAUUUAUUGACGAGAGCCGAUACUAGUGGAUAGAUCAAAGUAUCGGUUGAAUUAUCGAGUAUUCAGCAUGUUGAGCGAGCGUUCGCAUACUAGACUCACGGCCUGUCCCAUGUAUUUGUAAUGCAAACGGAAGCGUUAACGUUGGGACCCGUGCCCCGUACCGACCGCGCCGUACCAUUGGACUUCCGACCACCAAGCCGUCAGUGUCAGAAAAUGGCGAAUUUCAAACCGGGAUAAACCCAUGUUCCAGUCUGUUAAGUAAAGGAAAGAAGACAACAUGGAUUCUACGGAACAGAAAAAAGGCUUAGUGGUGGUAUUAUUAGCCAUCAUCUGCGUUUGUUUCGGAUCCUUCCACCCAACACUUGCCCAGAAUGCACCUGCAAGCAAGGUUUACUUCAAUGUCUCAUCAUAUGUAAAUAUCAGCACAGUACUAAAUUUACAGAGCUCUCUAGGAACUUGGCUGAAUUUCAGAACUUGCGAUGAAGGGGAAAUCCUUACCCAAACAGGCUCCAAUGGAGACACUUUCACCCUGUCUGUUAUCCCCUCUGGCUUUGUCAGAGCUACAUGGACGGUCGGGGCAGUUUCAAAGUCAGCAGAUCUUGGGCCCAACUACGCAACCAACACCAAAUGGCUGCUUUUAAGAUUGCAAUUUGCGCUAGGAAGCAUCAUUUUGACUGUGGAUGACAACUCAACGACAUUGGCCUCAGCCUCCAUGAACAGCGAACUUUUGGCGAUUGACUUGUCAGGUGGCAGCGACGUCAUCCUAGGCGUGGAUUUUGUGGGUUGUAUGGAACAAGUUACAGGGCUUCUGCUGGAUUCUGCAACAAGUUGGAGUAACGUAGAGUGGGGUGUCUGCCCACUUGAAAUGCAGCAAGGGUGUCAGCCUCCAGUGCGUAAUCCAUGCUAUACGCAUCCGUGCAAAAAUGAUGGUGUUUGUUACACCAACACACAGGCACCGAGCGGAUACACGUGCGAUUGCACGGCCCGUUACGAGGGUGAAAAUUGUGAGAUUGAUAAAGGGCCACUUUGUAACAAUCCAGCCUACAGCUUGGACUGUCAGAAUGGUGGGAUCUGUUUGGAAGAUGACAUAGGCAACUCCACCUACUGCCAGUGUACAGGGCAAUUUGAGGGUCUUCUCUGUGAGCGCAAUAAAACCUUUGUUUGUAGCAGUGACACGUGCCUGAACAAUGCGACUUGCCGAGCGACCGACACAGGUGUCCAAUGUGAAUGUGCACUAGGUUUCAGUGGUGACGACUGCGGCAUCAAUAUUGACGAGUGUGCUGUCCACCAGUGCCUGAACGGUGGCAGGUGCAUUGAUGGCAUUGAUGGCUACACCUGCAACUGCACAGGAACUGGCUACACUGGGGACCGGUGUUCACAACAUGUUAACGAGUGUGACGUCCAACCUUGUCAGAACAACAGCACAUGUGUGGACACGUCUGGCGGCUUUGUGUGUGUGUGCUCAGUUGGCUGGACAGGGAAGACCUGUGAUACUGAUGUUAACGAGUGCGAGUCAUUCCCUUGCUUGAACGGUGCAACCUGUGUGAACUUGAUCAAUGCGGUAUAUGAGUGCCAAUGUGUCCAAGGAUUCAACGGUACCAACUGUGAGUUGAAUAUUGAUGAUUGUACCUCUGAAGCCUGCCCUCCAACCUUUGUCUGUGUUGAUGGAGUUGAUGCCUUCACCUGUGAAUGCCCGCCUGGAAAAGUUGUGAAUGAAUCUGGCUCUUGUGAGGACUUUGACGAGUGUUCGUUAAACCCAUGUCUAAAUGGAGAAUGUGAAAAUCUGGAUAACAAUUAUCAGUGUACCUGUUCUCCUGGAUUUAACGGCACCAACUGUGAAAUGAACAUUGAUGAGUGCGAUCCCGACCCCUGUCUGAUGAAUUCCACCUGCGUUGAUGGUAUUAAUGGCUUCAACUGCACCUGUCUGCCAGGGUAUAAUGGGGAACUCUGCAACGUGGAUAUUGAUGAAUGUUUACUUCUUCCAUGCCUGAAUAGUGCAACCUGUGUGGAUGGAGUCAACAGCUUCACUUGUGAAUGUGUGCCUGGUUUUGAAGGUGAAAGAUGUGAGAAUAACACCAAUGAUUGUCUACCAAAUCCAUGUCUGAACGGAGCCACUUGUGUUGAUGAGGUGAAUGACUAUACUUGUAACUGCAUCCCCGGCUUUACUGACAAGAACUGUUCAACGGACAUCGAUGAGUGCCAGUCUAAUCAGUGUCAGAACAGUGGUACCUGUGUAGAUCUUGUGAAUGGGUACCAGUGCAAUUGUACCAUCGAUUACGUGGGAGAGAUGUGUGAAAUGCUAUACGAUGCCUGUGACAUCAGGAAACCGUGCCAAAACGGCGCCACGUGCACCACACCUCCAUUGCCGUCACAGGAGUACACCUGCACGUGUGUGCCUGGCUUCAAUGGCACCAACUGCGAGAUCAAUAUUGAUGACUGCUUGGGUCACGACUGUAAUGCAACAUUGGGCCUGGUGUGCUUUGAUGAGGUCAAUGGGUACCGCUGUGCAUGCCCAGUGGGCUUUGAGGGCCCUGUCUGCGCUGAUGAUAUCAACGAGUGCGCAGAGAACCCCUGUGGGAAUAACGGGACGUGUAAUGAUUAUAUAGGUUUCUACAACUGCACCUGUGCUUCUGGCUUUGCUGGGGUAAAUUGUGAAGAAGACAUUGAUGAGUGUAACUCCAACCCUUGCUUAAAUGGAGUUUGUUUUGAUGAUAUUAAUAGUUAUCAGUGUUACUGCCGUCCGGGAUACUCUGGUGAUAACUGCGAAGUAACCCUCAAUGAGUGUGACUCUGAUCCCUGCUUCAAUGGUGCUACAUGCAUUGAUAAACUGAACGAUGUGGAGUGCAAUUGUGUACCUGGCUACACAGGGUCCCGAUGUGAGAUCAACAUCGAUGAGUGUGAUCCAAUGCCCUGUAAGAAUAACUCCACCUGCGAAGAUGGCAUUAACGAGUUCACAUGCAACUGUGCACCGGGCUAUAACGGCACUCUCUGUGAGAUAGACAUUGAUGAAUGUGCAGUCAACCCAUGUAAUCUUGGAAGUUGCAUCGACGGAAUUAACAACUAUACUUGCAAUUGCAGUUUCACUGGAUUCUUUGGACCCCAGUGUGAGAAUAACAUCGAUGACUGUGCACCAAAUCCAUGCUUGAACAAUGCCACCUGUCAGGAUCUUAUCAAGGAUUACAACUGUAGCUGUUGGCAAGGUUAUGAGGGUAAAGACUGCUCCGAAGACAUCAAUGAGUGUCUUGACCCUCCGCCUUGCUUGAAUGGCGGCAUGUGCUAUCAACGAUCCAAUCAGAGCCUGUACAAUGGAAACCACCCCUUGUUUCCUGGAGAGUUCAGUUAUGCCAACGCCAGCGGGUUUGUGUGCCAGUGUGCUCCGGGUUACGAGGGUGAGACCUGUAGCAUUGAUAUUGACGAAUGCGCAGUGGACCCCUGCGCAAAUAACGGCACCUGCGUUGACGGCGUGAACAGCUACACCUGUACUUGUGCCGGUGGAUGGGAAGGCUUGAACUGCACAAUUGAGAUCGAUGAAUGUCUCCCAGAGCCCUGUAAGAACGGGGCUACCUGCAUUGAUCUGAUCGACGAUUAUGAAUGCACCUGCACAGAGGAAUAUGCAGGAAGAAACUGCACCGAGUUACUGACAGGCUGCGUGAACAACACCUGCCUAAAUGGUGCCACCUGUAUACCUUCCUAUGAUGAGACAACAGAUACUCAUAGUUUCACUUGCCAAUGCGCGGCUGGUUACACUGGUAAUUCCUGCCAGACGGACACGUCCGUGUCAUUUGAAAAUGAAUCGUACCUUGAAGAUCGUAGUACCUUUGAUCAUACUACUCUGGAUUACUCUUUGGCUCUUCAGACAACCCUACCGAAUGGAAUUCUGCUUUACUCUGGCCAGAGUCCAAGUGAUAGGUUCUUCUUACUGGAGAUGUUUAAUGGGGACUUGUUUUUGAAAUACACAUCAGGUGGUGUGACAGUAGAAAUUAAUGAUUUUGGACAGGAAAUCAACGAUGGUGUCUACCGCACAGUGAGAGUCGUCGUUACUGCCGAAACCAUUUCUUUAUCUGUGACGGUACCCCAAUCCCGCCGUGCUCGCAGAACGGCAACCUGUGCUGGCGGAGUCUGUGAACAAACAAUUAAUAUUCCAACCAGUACCCAAGUUAGAUUUGGCUACAUGUAUAUCGGGGGUGUUCCUGAUUCUAUUUCAGGAGCUUUCUUCUAUUCUCAAUCAGAAGAAUUCUUCACGGGUUGCAUGCGCGACAUCCAGAACGAGGGAGCUUAUGUUAUGCCGCCCAACACCAGGGCAGCCGUUGCUCCGUCUGGGUGUACCAGGGUUGUUCAGUGCCCUGCUGAUCGGUGCAACUACCGUGGCGUUUGCACAGAUCUCUGGACUACCUUCAGGUGUGACUGCGACAUUGGCUACGCUGGAACCACUUGCAAUGAAAGUUUCAUUCCUGCUACAUUCCGAUUUGAGGAUGCCCCAGAGAGCUAUGCAGAAUUCACUGUUGAUGACACCCUGUCUAGUUCCUCAAGUGCCAUCAGAUUGGCUUUCCGAACCCGCGAACCUGAUGGUUUGAUCUUCUUCACCAGAGACGUAUUCAGCAACAGCCACAUCACAAUUGAGGUGGUGGACGAAACACUGACUGUCACGGCAUCUCGGAACAGCAGCCCUACCUCAGUAAUCUUAGGCCAGGGACUGUCCAAUGGACAAUACCACUUUGUUUCAGUGACAGCCGAUCAAACUGAACUCAGGGUAAUCCUCAACCCUGGGGAGUCUGAACUUACAGACACCAAAGCGUUAAUGAGUGGAGAUCCAGAUUUUGUGGAUUUCAGUGUUGGCGGAGUGGCUGAUUUUACAGCCCUUGAUCCAGACGCCAUCGUAUCUGACACCUACUUUAAAGGUUGCUUGUGGGACGUCAAGGUUAACAACUACUCCCUCCAGUUUGAGCCCCUAAGCCUCCCCGAUUUCCCCAUCCCCUCCUUUCCCAUGACUACCAACGCCAGCGUCCUGAUCAACGACUGUCAGAGUGACGAUACCUGUGCCGAUUUGCCGUGUGAAAACGGAGGGACCUGUGAGGUAACCUGGAAUGACUUCAAGUGCCACUGCCCAUCAGGUUUUGGUGGUAAGAACUGUUCAGAGUUGACCAUCUGCGCGAAAGAAAAUGUUUGCCCUCCUGAGGCUGAGUGCAAAGACCUCCCAGACGGACAUGAAUGUGUGGUGGACGCCACGUUCAACGGCGUCUCCAGCUUGGUCACGUACACCUCCAACAUCAGUCAGUCCACCGUCCUUAACUCCAUCACCCUAAGAGCUCGCACCCGCAGCGAUGCCGGUAUCAUCUACCACUCCUCCAACAACCUCACCAAUUACUUUGUCACCUUGUACCUGGACCAGGGCAAACCUGCCCUUCGCUUCAACCUUGGCCAGACCGGAGACAUAGUGGAGUUGGUGUCACGGGUCAGCAUCAAGGACGGUUCUUGGCAUGACAUCAAAGUCGAAUUCUCCACUGCCCGGGUAGAAAUCUCUGUCGCUCAAAUAUCAGAAACUAUUGCAAGUGAUAUUCAGUCAGAUUUCCUAGCCUCUGUCAUCACAUCAGAGGGGAGUUCUCCAGUGCACGUAGCGGGAACAACCAUGGUCAACAAUGAUUACUUCAUCAACUACAACCAUUUCAAAGGCUGCCUGGAUGAAGUGCGAGUGGGCGGCAUCCUCCUCCCGUUCUAUAGCCGAGAUACCAUCAACUCCACUAGUGAGGAGCAGUUUGAGGCCACCAUCGUCAACGUCGCGACACCUUGCAUGAGUGAGCCAGGUGUCUGCGACUCCCACUUUUGCAGCAACUCGGGCACCUGCCUGGACGUGUGGAAUGACGCUGAGUGCCAGUGUGCACCCGGCUUCACAGGCGACAGGUGCCAAAUUGACAUAAAUGAGUGCAUGGCCAACCCCUGCGUGAUGGGAUCCACCUGUCGGGAUGAGAUUAACAAUUACACCUGUUUAUGUCUACCUGGGUAUGAGGGGCGUAACUGUGACACCGAAACCAACGAGUGCGAUCCAAAUCCCUGUUUACAGGGUUCAGUGUGCUAUGACGGUGUUGAUUUCUUCAACUGUACUUGCCUGGAUGGUUACACUGGUACCUUGUGUGACGUUUUGAUCAAUGAAACAUGCGCUGGAAAUCCUUGUAAGAAUGAUGCAACAUGCCGAGACACUCCUGGAUCAGAGGUUAAGUUUGAAUGUCUGUGUCCUAAUGGUUUUGAUGGCGAUGACUGCGGCCAAGAAAUUGACUACUGCGUGGCCCACAGGUGUGCCAAUGGUGCCACCUGCAACAGUCUGCGGGACGAGGGAACUUACUCGUGUAGCUGCACAGAUGGGUUCAGUGGAGACCUCUGUGAGAUAAAUGAGGACGAUUGUGGGGGUGUGACUUGCCAAAACGGAGGAAGCUGUGUGGAUGAGAUUAAGGACUAUUACUGCAAUUGCACUGCAGGCUACGAGGGUAAAUUUUGUCAAAAUGACAUCAAUGAGUGUAACCCUAACCCUUGUCAGUUUGGGGCAACCUGUGACGACCUCCUCAAUGAUUUCAACUGUGUCUGUACACCUGGCUUCGAAGGCCAGUUCUGUUCCGUUGACAUAAAUGAAUGCCUUGUUGCCCCAAAUCCCCUUUGCCAAAACGGAGGCAUCUGCAUGAACACUGUAGGAAGCUAUGAAUGUAUCUGUCCCAUGGACACCUACGGCCCCCAGUGCCAGAUCUCCCCUUGUGACCCCUCCCCCUGUGAGAAUAACGCCACCUGUACCACCCAACCCAGGGGGGUGUAUGACUGUCUCUGCCCCCUUGGGUACGAGGGGGUCAACUGCAGUGUUGCUAAUUGUUCCAUCGCGGGUUGUCAAAAUGGCGGCACUUGUCUGCUUGGUGAUGGUAGCUGGGAAUGCAAAUGUGCUGAGUUGGACGCAGGGCCGUUGUGCCAAUAUAAAGGACCUUGUUCUUUGGACAUUGACCCUUGCCUUAACGGCGGGUCAUGUAACCAGACCUUCCAAGAUGAUGGCAGCUUUAGCUACAUGUGUCGUUGCCCCGUCGGCUUCAACGGCACCAACUGCGAGCUGAAAAUCAACUGGUGUGACAGCAACCCUUGUCUUCAUGAGGGCAGCAACUGCACCAGUACAACAGACACAUUUCUUUGCAGUUGUGGACCGGGAUACACAGGCACGUUCUGUGAAAUCAAGUUACCAGACUGUGCCAGCAACCUGUGCCAAAACGGAGCGACGUGCCAAGAUCUAGACUAUGGCUACAAGUGUCACUGUGCUGAUGGUUACAGCGGUGAUGACUGUGAGACUGACAUUGAUGAGUGUGCUGUGGAGCCGUGUGAAAAUGGUGGCAAUUGCACCGAUGCUGUCAAUGAUUUUAUUUGUAACUGCACCGGCACUGGUUACCAAGGAAACACCUGCUCUGAAGACGUUGAUGAAUGCACCACACUCAGCCCUUGUCUCAACAACGGCACCUGUGCCAACUCACCAGGGUCCUUUAAGUGUACCUGCCAGUCUGGUUGGCUUCCGCCCGUCUGCUUCCUCGCUGAUCCAUGUGUCGGGAAGCCUUGUAAGAAUGGAGGAAGAUGUGACUACGCUGUCUCACCGGACGGUCAGUCGGUUGAGUGGAAGUGCGUAUGCUCGGCGGACUAUGACGGUGACAAAUGCGACACGUUCAUUGGAAAUGAGACCAACUGGGCUCUAAUUGGUGGCGUAACAGGCGGGGCGGUCGUUCUCCUCAUCAUUGUCAUUGUCUUAGGGAUCUUCCUGAUCAACGUGAAGAACAAGAGAGCCACCAGGGGCACUUACAGCCCCAGCCGACAGGAGAUCUCCAGCUCCAGAGUGGAGAUGGAUAACAUCCUCAAGUUGCCUCCAGAAGAGAGGCUUAUCUAGAGGUUUCUCAUCAACCUCAUCCCCCACUGAUGGCAAACCCUUUGCUCCAACUAGAAUUGAUCUUUCUUGAGGUAUGUCUGUUGCAUGGAAGCUGGGAUUCAGACUUGUGGUUCCCUAGAAGAUUACACAACAUUGGAUUGGGAAAUUCUGCCAUCUCUUAUUACACAUUUCGGAAACAUCACUAACCUUCAGGAAUGAGGUUGAUGGAGAAGCCGUUUUUGUCAAGCUCCGAGUGGUCCUUAUCAAAUUGUAAAAUAAAACUUGGCAGUAGGCUAUGGACAAAUCCGACAGUCACAAUGAGAAACCGUUACUGCAAGGCCAUCUUGUUUGCACACAGAUGGUACAGACGUGUCACAUUCCUCUCCAGCUAGUGGAGUGUCCUGACUUGUGAAAGUGCGUGUGGGUGCCCAAGUUAAGACGUGUCCAUAAGUGUGAUGGCCCGCAGGAAUGGCCUCUCCUCGGGUUUGUCUAUAGUUGAUGACUGCCACAUUUCAAAUUUAUAUUGCCACCGUAUUAAAAGAUUUCUUAUAACAUCUGGAGAAUGAUCCCUAGUUUCACUAACCCAAUGCAGCAUUUACUUUCAAACAUUUUUAUUCAUUUUUAAUACCCACAUUUUACUCAUUUUAUGCAGUAAUCUUUUUUAAGCAGUGGCCAGGUUGUUUUCCCCAAACAAGUUAAACAUGAGUUUUUACUUCGGGUGUUAGAUUCUCUGCAUAAGUUUUAUUUUGUAUAUAAAUAUUUAGUUGAUAUUGUGCAUUUAUUUGCCUUUUCGUUCUUUAAGACUUGGUGUAGAACAAAAUCUUGCAUUCAUACAAACAUUUUUAUCCAGUAUCCCAGAUUAAACUUGUGAAAAAUUGUCCAAUGAAAACAGAUGAAAAAUUACAUAACCCGAAUAACAGACCCUAGAGUGCCUUUUUACCGUCCAAAGCUUUACAAAAUUAAAACCAGCUUGCUAGUUUUUUGAACAUUUUUAAUAAAAAUGUAAAUAUAUUUAUAUAUAUUCAAAGGUAGUUAGUUGGAAUGCACUUUUAAUUAACUAAAUGCUGAGACUUUACACGUGAAAGAUAAGAAAAAUCAACUCAUGCAAAUUGAGCUAUUUGAAUAUGCGUAAUUUUAGAACAGUUGGGAACACUUGUAAUAUGAUUCCAUUUUUGUUGUUUUUAGUUGUAUUUGACCGUUUCUUUCUGUUUUGAUCAACUUGUUGAAGAGGUAGUUGCCAAUAUGCUCUAGAGAUAUUCUCGGAAUGUUCUUUGGGGGAAUUUUUUUCAGGAAGUUAUGUUAAUCGCAUGUUUAAGUAUUACUCAAUAACUAAUUUAUUUAAUCAACACAAAGGAAUACUUGUAUAAUGCUUGUUUACUGUGAAACAUUUUUAUGUUGCUGCCUGUGGUUUUCCCAUUUCUCUGCAUCUCUGUUCUUUCCUAACUUUGAUUGCGCUAAGAAGUCCAGUAUUCUUGCUUAGCAUUUACCGGUUGCUGCUGAACUGUUCAGAGUUAAGUGUGUACUUACAUUCUAACUUACCCUUGCAUAGUUUGAUGAUAACUAGUGCUUUUAAUGUACAGCUUAAGUAGAAUCUUUGAGAGAUUGAGCAUGGUGUGGGUUUAAAACCCUUGGUGUUAUUCAAGUGCAAAGAGCUCUAGAUGUUUUCUUUCUUUUUGUGUUUGCUUAUAAAAUUUUACAGCAGGUGCAGUAGUUGAUUCUGCAUAAUUGAUUGAGAUUUUUUUUCCAGUUUUUCAGUACUGGGAUUGAUGUUCAGGGGCAUGCAUUUUCUCCAAGUUUUGAAACCUGCAGCAGACAGAGAAACAUUUCUCAUUAUCUAAUAUCCCCAUUUUUUUGAUGGAGGUUCAUGUCAGUAGAGGGCAGCAGACAUUGUUUCUGAAAUCAGGUUCGAUCAGGUAGUUGCAGAUUACAAGUACAGCUCAAGCAACUGCAUUCAAACUCAUGUAGUGUACAGUAGAUGGACUUGACUUUUUCUACUUGAUUCUUGUCUGUAGGUUUCAAACUGUUGACAAAUUGCAAUAUUUCCAUACUGCAUAUGAUUAGCAUAUGUCAUUUACAAAUGCACCUGCCAACAGCUCAAAAUAUUCCACAAAAUGGAGAUGCUAUUCUGUACAUUAUGUUCCUCCUAAGACCAAAUAUUGAAUGGUGUGUUUCAUGCUUGCUGAGUUCUUUGAACACGGCACACCACUUUUGUAUGUUUUGUAAUGAUAUAUGCAUGAGAAUGUGUGAAUGAAUGUUUUUGAAAUGAAUAUGUUUGCAUUGGUGUGUGUUCAUUGUAAUCGCCUUUUUUGGCAUAACUUACAGAAACAUCUUUAUGGUGGUCGUUAAAUUAGUUCAGUACUAGAUAAAAGUUCAAGGAUUCACAGAUUUAGAAUUUGUAAGUACAUGUAUUCCGAAGCUCUUUUGGGGAAAGAAGUAAUUAGCAAAUACGUGGUGCUGAUGGAAAUGACCAGUCAUUCUAAUGUCAUUCCAAACAUUCUUUAAAUCAAUGAACUAAAUAAGCCAAUCAGAAUCCUGGAUGAAAACUGAGAAACCUUCCAAAUGGUAGACAAAUCAUUAUAUGACCACUUCUCAGAUUCUCAUUGGUCAACUGUAUAUUGCAUAUUCAUAAUCCUAUGGCAAUUUGUUUUAUUGGUUGGAAAAACAUCAACUGUGUGGGAAUGUGUGAUACACUGUAUACUCACCAAACUGUGGUAAACCUGCCCAUAAUUACAUGUACAUUAUUUGGUUAAAACAUUUUCAUUUAAAGAUGUCACAGUUUGACUGGAAUUUUAAAAUAUAAUUCAUCCACUGACAGUAUUGUACUCUGAGUUAUUCAAGAGACCAGUAGCUUGUGGCUCUAGAAAUCCUCAGAGCUACAAAAAUAACAAUUCUUGGUUUCAGGUUUUAUAUUCUAAGUCUUUUAUAACAGUGGUUGUGCGCUGACAUUUAAGUGGUAAAAAAAAAAGAUAUUUGAUAUUAUUGCAGGGGCGUAGCAAAGAUAUUUUCUUUGGAGGGGGUGUACCAGAGUCAGUUAGCUUACUUGUAACUUGUUUGCCAACCUCAUGUCGUGUAGAAUGGAAAUCCCUGGUAUGCUUGCUACAUUUCAUGCCUAGGGGGAAAUGCCGAUGACCAACAUAUAUCGUUUAUGUACCAAUUUUGGAUUUAUUUGUCGACCGAAGCUCUGUUUACUGACUGGAAUUAAUUUUCGGGGGGUAGUGCACCCCCACACCUCUCUGGUUGCUACGCCCCUGAAAAAAAAAUCUUGAAAACGCCCCUGAUUAUUCUGAAAGACAGUCUGCCAGUGACCUGUCACAUGAGCCUACUACUUGUUAUGGAUAAUAAAUUCGUGUGUUGAAGUAGCUACAGUCAGGAUAAAUUGAUGUGUAAAAUAUUUCAGCUAGUUAUAGGAAAGAUUGAAAAAGUCUCUCUAUACUGUUGGGUUGGGUAGCAUCAUCUUAAACGGUGUUUUGUAGAAAUUUACCAGAAUCAUUUCCAAAGAUUGCUGUUGAGUUAACCUCAUUGCUCAACAUGUCCAACAAAAUUUGUAAGACUACGGUUUAUAAUGGAGAUGUACAUAGAUUGAAUGCAAUAUUCUGUUUUGUUCUAAUUUGCUGUAACGGGAAUAUAUUUUAGUAUGGAGAAAUCUUUCCAAGGUUUGAAAUAAGAUGUCGUUUGUUCUGUUGUUUAA
Molecule: messenger RNA, 11725 nt
Organism: Acanthaster planci (crown-of-thorns starfish)
Lineage: Eukaryota; Metazoa; Echinodermata; Asteroidea; Valvatida; Acanthasteridae
Biological process (GO): heterophilic cell-cell adhesion; establishment or maintenance of epithelial cell apical/basal polarity; Notch signaling pathway
Cellular component (GO): plasma membrane; protein-containing complex
Molecular function (GO): calcium ion binding; Notch binding
Source: RefSeq, a predicted model, not a curated record